AUGAAAAACUCCACAGGCAGCCCUGAGGUUCUGGGGAUUCUCCAAAGGAAUCUAGAAAGGAAGAUAUUUGCUCUAAGAAUAGAUAAGGUAAGAAGUAAGGGGCUUCCUGUUGCCAGGCAUCUGCCAGAAAAACUCUCCGGGUACAUGGCCACUAUGGAAAUAAGCCGGCCAAGGAUUUCCAUGAAAAAUAGGAAUCUUUGGGUCAGCUCUACUUCCAGAAUGGCUUAA
Encephalitozoon hellem ATCC 50504 is the source of this 228-nucleotide messenger RNA. RefSeq lists its product as uncharacterized. The transcript has a single exon. The coding region runs from base 1 to 228 and encodes 75 amino acids. NCBI's taxonomy places the organism in Eukaryota, Fungi, Microsporidia, Unikaryonidae. The record is from RefSeq and is a predicted model, not a curated record.